AUGAGUUAUCGCAAUUUAUAUAAAACUUUAUUCGCUCUUCUUGUUCCUAUAAUUUUAUUUGCGAAUAUGCUUAUAUACAAAGAAAUUGAAUUCAGCAUUGAACGGAUGUGCAAAAAUGGCGAAACCUUUCAUUCAGGAAAUAUUGCAUCAGGCCGUCAAACGAUUUUUAAUCUAUUAGGAGGUGAAAGGUAUUGCUUGGCUGAACGAAAGGCAUUAGCUGCCUUUUCCUUGUUUCUUCUUGUUCGCUUGGCAUCUCAUAAAUUGGAAUCACUUAUGCUUAUGUUUUUUUGGAAAUGUACGAUUAGGAAAUUAAUAAGUGGACAUCGUAUAGGCAUUGGCCCUGGAAUAUUAUUUCUUGUUCGAGAAUUGUUUUGGCCAUAUGCAGCAGAUGCCAAUAAAGCCGUGCUGUUAGGCGCAUAUAUGCUUAUAGCCAUUGCAUCCGCUGCUAUCGUUUACCCAUAUUUUCAGGACUUAUAUAAUGUAAAUUCAUCGUUGAAAAUAGCUCGACAAACAGAACACUUCACAAAUCAACGCAGUUCUUUGCUGAUAACCUUGACUGCAAUUGCAUUCUACGCAUUUUUAGUAAUCGUACUUUUCAUUGAAGGCAUUACCGAUCGGGUCGUCGGACAUCCAACACUUUUCGGUUAUCAUUUAUCAUUUCCUUACAUCAAUUAUCCCCUUGUAAUAUUUCUUCUUCAUUCAUUCAUUCUUCGCACACAUUACAACUAUCAACAGCUUUAUUUAAUAAAGAAUUGCAACCGACUGGUUCGAGCAGAUAUUGCAUUGUGCUUGAAUGGAGCUAUAUGUGCGCACAAUACAGCAAUCGAAACCGAAUGGGCUUUUCCACUUCUUGAUGGAGUCGCAAAAUAUUGGAUAAAAGAUGCUAAAAUGUUACCCAACUGUGGCAAUUUGAUUAUUUUCAAUUCUGUUGACGAAGCUGAACCAUGGCUUAAGGAAAAGCUGUAA
Molecule: messenger RNA, 966 nt
Organism: Dracunculus medinensis (Guinea worm)
Lineage: Eukaryota; Metazoa; Nematoda; Chromadorea; Rhabditida; Dracunculidae
Source: the annotation of a GenBank genome assembly